Molecule: messenger RNA, 4773 nt
Organism: Perca flavescens (yellow perch)
Lineage: Eukaryota; Metazoa; Chordata; Actinopteri; Perciformes; Percidae
Gene: snx8a
Product: sorting nexin 8a
Exons: 14
Coding region: 383-1951 (522 amino acids)
Biological process (GO): intracellular protein transport; early endosome to Golgi transport
Cellular component (GO): early endosome membrane
Molecular function (GO): phosphatidylinositol binding
Source: RefSeq, a predicted model, not a curated record
CCCAUACCCGCCUCAAAUAUCGGGAAAGCCGUAUUUGCGACUUUAGAAAUACAGAAGCUGGAACUUACAAGGAGUACAUAAGGGCAGCGUUAGCUUAUAUCGACUUUGAAGAAUGAGGAACAGAAAUUCAAACCAAAUUUAAUUGGAAGUGAAACCAGAAAAUAAUCAGGUCAUAAUAAGACAGUUUCUCCCAGAUCAUUUGGUGAAAUAGAAAUAAACUGCAUCAACAGAGCUGCUGAUUGACUAGCACCCGCGCUUCUUCACUCCUUCGAAACUUAAACGUUUAAUUGAAUUACUGCAAGAGAUGAUGACAUAUACUCCUUAGCUGCCAGUGUAUGAAAUCACAUGGAGGUGCUCUUGCGCUCACAUGACAGUCUGAACCAUGGCAGGAGAGAUCAGUGAAGGUGUUGUUCCUCUUUUAGGCUCAGUUCCUGCCUAUUACAGGGAAGUAUAUGAGGCCAUCCGCUGUAAGACAGAUGAGAGAGUGCAGGUUGAAGUUUUUCAGCGGUUGCUCCAAAGGACCGAUCUCUCCAAGACGGUUUUAGGCCAGAUUGCUGAGCAUGUUGACUCCGCAGAUGGAUUCAUGAGCAAGUUGUCACUCUAUAAAGCCCUUGCUUUGAUUGCUCUUGCUCAGCAAGGAAAGCAACCAAGCCCCAAACUCUUGGAGAACUGCAUACAAGAGUUACCAAAACCUCAGCUCGGAGAGCUGAAGGACCUUAACGCAUUGAGGAUGCAGCCGGCUCAGGAGGACGUUCUGAUGAUGUCCCAGACGCUGGACAGACUGCUGGUCAGAGACACAGUCCAGGUGGAGCUCAUACCUGAGAAGAAAGGCUUGUUCCUCAAACAUGUGGAGUACCAGGUCACCAGCCAGCGUUAUAAAAUAUCAGUUUACCGGCGCUAUAGUGAUUUUGAUGUCUUCCAUGAGGUUUUGCUUCAGAGAUUUGCCUACAGAGUGGUGCCGGCGCUGCCACCUAAAAGAAUGUUAAAAGGAGUCUUGACCUCCGUCUCUGAGCGUGAGUUCAUUGAAGGGAGGAGGCGUGCUCUUGGCAGAUUCAUCAACUUGGUGGCACGGCAUCCCUUCUUCUCAGAGGACGAGCUGGUCAAGACCUUCCUCACCUUCAAUGGCUCCGAUGUUCAGACUAAGCUGCGUGACACUUACAAGAAAAUGGGCGAUGAGUUCAUGACCAACAGAAUCGCAACCCAGGCGAAGGAAUAUCUCCCCGCUGACAUUCAGGCUCAGUUCUCAACAAGCAGAGAGCUGAUUAGAAAUAUUCACAACAGCUUCCAGAAGCUGCGGGACAGAGCUGAGAAAAUGGCGGAGCGCUCUAAGGAGAAUGCAACUGAUCUCCUCAUGUUUGGCAGAGAGCUCAGUACGCUGGGCUCAGAUGCUUCGUCUCUUCCCUCCUUGGCCUCUUCACCAAGCACCUGGGGGACACUGCGUCAGUCUCUGAAGAGUCUAUCUGUGGAGUUCGCUGUGUUAUCUGACAAAGCUGCUCAGCAGGGCAGGCGGGAAGAGGAUGAUGUUGUGGAAAAACUGAAUAUUUUCCUGGAUUUGCUGCAAUCGUACAGAGAUCUCUGUGAGCGCCAUGAGAAAGGCGUUCUCCACGAGCACCAGAGAGCUCUGCACAAAUACGGUAUGAUGAAGAGGCAGAUGAUGAGCGCCACAGUGCAGCCCAAAGAGCAGGCAUCUGUGGAGCAGCUGGAGUCACGAAUUGUUCAGCAAGAAAAUGCUAUUCAGACCAUGGAGCUGCGUAACUACUUCUCCCUGUUCUGCCUUCAUCAAGAGACACAGCUUAUCUUCAUCUACCUUCCAAUCACAUCCCACAUUCUGGGGGCUUUCGUUAACUCCCAGGUCCAAGGACACAGAGAGAUGGGAGCGGUGUGGAAUGAACUCCAGCCAAAGCUCGGCUGUCUCUUUGGUGGUAAUAAUGGAUUGAAACCCUACAUCUGAAAGCUAAAUACACGAGGUGCAGGAGAGAACACUGCCGCUGAUAAGGAUCACAAACUGGAAAAUAACUUGCUCUGUGAGCUAAAGAAAAGUCUUCUAUUACACAAUAUACAUUCCAUUCAAUAAUCAUAAGUAAUAAGUAUUUUUAGUAUAAAUGACAACUUCUCAGCUUAUUUGGGGAUUUGAUCAUCAACCAUAUAACUGGAAAAGACAGUUGCCUCAUAAAUCUGUCAUUUUAUGUUCUGCUUGAUGAGGGAAUAAUGUAGAAAGUAAAUCUAAAUGUUAUUUCUUUUUUUUUUUUUUUUUUUACAAGGGACCAGGAUGUAAGAUGUAAGGGAUGACCGUAUAUAAAUGCAUUCCAACUCAUUUCCUAAAGCACCUCUUUAUACACUACGAUAAUUGAGAAAAAAUUGGGAGGGACAGCAAGUUUUACUUUAUUAAAGAUGGGAUUAUUUUUACUAGGUUUUACUAACUGAAUAACUUUAGACCGUUGUGUUUUUGAUACAGAUUUAAGUUCAUUAGGAUGUGUAGCUGCGUACUUUAUAUUUUGUAUGGACAUUUGUGUUAUUUCUCCUACUUUUACAGUGUUUACUUGUACAGUAUGUGGAGCAACAUAUUUAAUCUCUUUGCUUAAAUUGACUCCAAAUUGAGAUAUUUUGAAAGGCCUAUGCUCAAAGUGUUACUACAAAGGGCAGAUAUGAGGUUUAUUGAUUUAAAAUAAGACCUUUUAGCACUAGUGGCAUAAUGUCAAUAACACUAUAAGCUAUUGAUUUACUACCAAAGAGAAAUUAUAUAAAUUCACACAGCGGUGCAAUAAAUCAUGUAACAGGGUUACCACGCAAUUCAAAUUUAAACAUUUAAUAAUCACCACUUUUAUUACCUUAACUUCACUGGAUGAUUUUUGCCCAUAUCACUUAAUAGAUGGAGGCUAUUUUUCACAAUUAGAGAAAUCCUAAUUUAAAUUUGUGUUAUAAUGUAUCAGAGCAAACAAGAUCAGGAUAUUAUUGAAUUCCCUUUCCUUUGCGCUAUUAGACUUUCUACUUUUCAGAUAUUUGGCAUGAAAACAUCCAUGGACAUUUAUGUCUGUACACGUAUAGUUUUUCAUAACAUUAUGUAUUUAAAAAAAAAAGAAAAAGAAUAUCAAAGGGACACUCCCAUAAAUAGGCUCACGUUACCUCACAAACUAAUUUCAUCUCAAAUACACCAAACUGACUGUGUUGAAAUAUAUGAUGCCAACAUGCAAAUCAUAUGUGCACAUAAUUCAACUUUUAUUUAAUGAAGACACUGUAGUACUGUGCAUACAGUAUGAAACAUAUUUGUUUUGGCAAGAAAAGUGUAUCAGAAAUCAAGUUAACUAACUUGCACAGAAUAUGAAAUCCAAUAAAACUGUAGAUAUUGUAAAUACUUUAUUAAAGAAAUUCUUGCUGAAUUGUGUUAAAUCAAGUUAUCCUGACAAUUAAAAUAACAGAAUGCAUAUUUAUGUCAGUAUAUUGUGAUGUGUUACACACAAAAAAAAAUCUCAAUAUGUAAUUUUACAUGUAAACAUUCUCCAUGUACAGUUAACAGGGUUUAAGUCCUCAGAGUUUGUUCAUUUCCUUCCACAAGGUAAACUGAACAACAAACACUGAACCCUGGGAUAUCAUCAGCAUUUGAAGAAGAACUUUGGAAGGCGGACGCUUUUUUUGUCACAGUUAUAAAUGACCUCAGAAACGCAGGUUGUCUCACAGUUCCUCCACCUCUUCCAGUUUAUGGCUGAGGAUCACAUCGUGACCGUGAAACUUAAAGUAUCCGACAAAUUUCUUCUUCUGGAGCAUUAGGGGGAACCACAUGAUGUCAUCAGCCCACAUUUGACUGAAAGGAAUUUGGUCACAUUCGAACCACUGAGGCCGCAUUUCUAGACAACAAGAGAAAAUAAUUAGUGGACCUCCUAAGAAUAAAAUACUAAAUAUUUGUAUCAUCUAUCUUGAUCUGUUAUAGUAGACUGAAGAAGCCUAAUUUGAACUUUGGCUGAAAUUUAUAAUGAAGUGUGACUGUGGAUUUUGGUCCAUCUCUUACAUUGGAGUUGUGCUAAGAAGGGAUUUCUUCAUAGCCAGUAUGGAGAGAAGGAACUAUUAUAGCGACCAAUUAUUCUUUCAAUGUACAGCACAUAGGGGCAUGUGAGUAUUGUGUUAAAACAGACUUAAAACAAAAUAUGAACCUAUCCUUUAAGUGUGUGAACAUAUAUUUUCUUUAGAAGGGAAUAAACAAACCACAAGAUUUCAAAUGAUGGAAAUUUAUAAAAUACAUAAUUGUAGGGGUACACUUUCUCUCUUUUUAAAAACAAAAGAGAGAACUUUGGCAUUCAUUUCCUAACUAAAGGCUUGGUUUCUCCUGUAACUACACUGUGUCACAAAACAUGUAGCUUACUUUUGCUAUCCAGUCCUGUGGAUAGGUUAGAAAAUGUGAUUUCUGAUUUUUUUUUUUUUUUUUAAACAUAACCACUUGCUCAGCCUGCUUCUGAAAUUUAAUUUAAUUUUAAUUUUUACUGUUUAUUGAUCCCCAGUGGGGAAAUUACAAUUUGUUACAAAUGUUGCUCUUUAAAGUCAUACUAGUCCCAAAUUUUCAGCUGCUGCUUCCUAUCUUGUCAAAUUUCUCUCUUUUCACUAACUUCAGCACAUUUCAUUUAAGCUUUUUCCUCCAUUUAUCUCUUCACCCCUUGGCUGUUUGACUUCUCUUGACCUGCAGACUCUUUGGUGGAGUGCUGCGCUUUGCUGUUUGUCUGUAAACUUCACCCAGUUGGCCUUGACUUAACUCUCAGGAAAUAAAGAUCACUGUGGCUCUCUGCA